This is a messenger RNA of Physella acuta, 2649 nucleotides long. RefSeq lists its product as uncharacterized. Gene Ontology annotation, cellular component: cytosol. Lineage: Eukaryota; Metazoa; Mollusca; Gastropoda; Physidae. Gene Ontology annotation, biological process: defense response to virus. Gene Ontology annotation, molecular function: protein binding. The record is from RefSeq and is a predicted model, not a curated record.
UCUUCAGUAGCAGCAUAUUAAACGUACUAAAAUACCUGAAGUUUGAAAAUGUCCGGAACAACAUUAACCUUAACAGAAAACAGAUUUCCUUGUGCAUUCAAUUUGAAAGACAUCGGGCAUAUUUCACGAAACAGAUUUCAUCACAUCAAAACAAACGUACAAAAUGAUUUCGAAAUAAAUCAACUUCUAGAAGACGAAAUUAUACCAAAUAAAAACCUUUACAGUUGGGUGCUGUUUAGCCUGGGUAAUUAUGACUCGGCUUUUAAAAUAAACGCAGAAGUUCUAGAGUUGAGUAACAGACAGAACAUCCCAGCACUAGAGAGUCGGGUGUUUAUGUUGUCCAAACGAUGCCACGAGACAGAUGUCGAGGACACCGUAAAAGAACUCAGGGCUCUGGAGAGUUCGUCUGAUUUCAAGCGGCUCCACACUGAGGCUGUAGCAGAGCAGGCUUUUUAUCUGAGCAGGAUGGGAGGGUUUAAACACUACAUGCAGUCAGUCCAACUUUUUAAGCAAGUUUUACAAGACAAUGACAGGAAUUAUUUGUGGAAGUUUGGUCUAGGCCUGGUGUAUCGCCGGCUGACACACAACAACCUACGUUUUUCGAAUACACCAGAAGCACUAAAAGAAGUUCUAGAAUCCUGUGCCACACAUUUAUUCGACGUUGCUGAAAAUGCGGGUGAUAGGCUAAAAGGAUUAGCCUAUGCUCAGCUUCUCAAUUUAAACCAAUGGUAUUGGAGAACAGAUUAUAUCUAUAUAUUGAGAAACAAGACAGUAGAUUAUUUAUUUGAAAAAGCCAUCGAAUAUGGUAAUAAUGAUCCUUCCGUUUUGGCAGCUUGUGGAAAAUGUUAUAAAGGUAAGGACUUAGACAAGGCAAUCGAAGUUUUAAAGAAAUCGUUAAGAUUGAAACCAAACACAAUCGCAUAUCAUCAUUUGGGAAUUUGUUAUGAGAAGCAAAAUCGUUUAAAAAGUGAAGGAAAAUACUGGGGAAGGUCGAGGUCCGACAAAAAAAAGAAGUCGAUAAAAAAUCAACGUUGUUUAGACGAAAGUUUACCACAUAAAGCCAACACCUCUUCCUCUUGCCCGCCCCGAAACAAACUCGAAGGGCGAAGAAUAAGUCGCUGCCAGUCAGUGGACAAAAAUCCAGUCCCUUUACAGCUCAAAUCCUACGCUCAACGCUCAGAUCAGACGCUAGAUCCGAAUAACGAACUGGUCAAAAAAGCCAUUCUCAACUAUAAACGCGCUGUAAAGAUUUCAAGAGAAGAAAAUUUCCCCGCACUAUUUAGUCUUGGAGUGAUCUAUAAGCAGAUAGGAAAUUUCGAUGAAGCUCUACAACACUUUAACUUGAUCAUUAAUGCCGAGGUACGACACAAUGAUAAUCUGAUUUCUGUAAUCUCCGCUUAUGAAAAUGCUGGUAUAUGUUGUAAAGAGAUUGGGAAAACUCGCCCCGAAUACGAACAAAAGGCCAAAGGUCACUUCACUAAGGCGAUAUCUCUGGCUGCUGAUCUUGCGGCCAAAGUACCUGAUCUCAAGAACUAUGUUCAAGAUAUUUGGAAAUCUUACGGCAUUUUAAAGGAAGAUAUCGAUAAAAUGUCCUCACAGACAGAAAAGGACAAACAAAUUAUAUACCUCCAUAUAAUAAUGCAUGAGCACAAAGAUGUAAUUUUAGCUGUACAAAGAAUUAUGAACCAAAACGCCGAAUUUGACGACAUAGACGUGUUUAAAGUUGGCCUUGAAAGUUCCUUAAAACUUAAAAUCUUUGAGGGGGCUUUGGCUUUCUUGAAUCUUGCCAGCACACUUCCCAAUUUAAUCAACUCGGAGAAGUGGACACGCGAUGAGAUCAUUAAGCUGAAAUUUAAAACGUUGUUGUGUGUCACGUGGCAACGCUUGUAUUCCGGAAGUAAAGAUUUGAUGCGGACAUUCCAGCAUAUGUUUCAGUUAAAGUACGGUCAGUGUUCCGGUCAGGAGGACGAUGGGAACAUGGAUGUUGACGUCACCAAACAUGACCUACUUCUGGUGUAUGACGAGAGCUCUGACGACCCUAUGCCGACUGCUGUGAUAGCUCGUUAUUUAGAGCAGGUUUCUUAUCAGAUUUUUGGCUUAGACACAAGUUGUAACUUACAGAAUAAUCUGCAGUACAACAGCACAGUAGGGGAAAUUUUACUGGAGGAGAUGAGGCGGUACCGAGUGGUGGUUCUCGUCUUGGGAAAUGACAGCAGAUUAUUCAAACAUUAUCUACAAUGUGCAAUACAAAAUGAAGCUGCCGAAUCAGAAACUGUUACAACAUUUAUGAUAAUAAACACAAACCAAAAUAAAAACGGAAUUCCCUUGACUUUAGCAACCAUUCCGUGUCUCAAGUGGGAAGAUCUGCAUCCUAAAGAACUCAGCGAAGAUCAUCUGGAAAAAGAUCUACAAAUUCAAGAUUUGAUCUCCAUCUUGUUCGAUGACCACGUGGAUAACCUUGUGAAACUUUUUUGUUUUUUGAUGCAAGAAGAUUUCUCUGCCUAUGAGGGCCAAGUUCAGCCGUUACCACCAGCAGAAGAUGACACGGUCGACUUGCUUGCAAGCGGUGGCGUCUGCUUAAGGGAGAGUUAGUCAUUAGUUUAAAUCCUGUCAAAUGUCGAUCGUUUGGGUCACAACAGGGAGUGGUCA